Molecule: messenger RNA, 518 nt
Organism: Musca domestica (house fly)
Lineage: Eukaryota; Metazoa; Arthropoda; Insecta; Diptera; Muscidae
Gene: euc
Exons: 3
Coding region: 19-360 (113 amino acids)
Cellular component (GO): cytosol
Source: RefSeq, a predicted model, not a curated record
ACUUAUAUCGGAGUCAAGAUGAAAAGUGAUGAGAUCAUUGAUAAAAUGCGCAAUAAACUUCAGGAAUCUGAUCCUUCGAAUCGCAGUGUAACAAAUGUAUUUCAAUUUCAUUUCACUGAUUCAGAUGGCAACCUAAUUAAAAGUAUGGUUUUUGAUUUUAAAGAAUUAAACAUAUACGAGGGUACUUGCACGGACGCCGAUGCAGAAAUAACUGUUAGCGAUGAAAAUUUUUAUUUGGUUGGUUCAAAAGAAACGACAUUUGACGAUUUACUUGCUAAUAACAAUGUCAAAAUAGAUGGUGAUGCAGAAGCUUUUAACAAACUAAAGGAAAAGUUUCGUCUAAAUGCCAAAAAAGAGUAGAAUCAAUAGCGACUGAGAGAAUUUGUAAUCCUCGAAAAUAUUUAACGAACAACUUUGUAGAAUUUUAAUAGUUCCUGUAUAGCAUGUUUAACACACAUAAAAUGUAACAAUGUGAAAUAUAAAAUAAAAUUAGAUGAUUGUAGUUCAAUAUAAAUAUA